AUGGCUGACAUAUAUCCUUCAUUGGUGCAAUGCGCCAUCGUCGCAACAGCUUUCAAGAUCCUACUCUUCCCCGCCUAUAAAUCGACUGACUUUGAAGUCCAUCGGAAUUGGCUCGCGAUUACAAAUUCGUUACCGGCCAGGGAGUGGUAUUAUGAGAAAACAUCGGAAUGGACACUCGAUUACCCGCCGUUCUUCGCGGCUUUCGAAUGGCUUCUGUCGCAGGCAGCGCGCUAUGCGGACCCCGCAAUGCUGGUUAUAGAGAACCUCAAUUACGAUUCCUGGCAGACCGUCUAUUUUCAGAGAGCCACCGUCAUUUUUACGGAGCUUGUCUUGGUCUACGCACUGAAUCGGUUCAUCAAGUCUCUGCCUGAAGCCAAUAAACAUCUUGCGCAUAUUGCAGGCCUAUCCAUCUUAUUGUCACCGGGUCUGCUCAUCAUUGACCACAUUCAUUUCCAAUACAACGGCUUUCUUUACGGAAUCCUGGUGUUGUCGAUUGUUCUGGCGCGCAAGCAGUCUACGCUCUUCUACAGCGGUAUCCUAUUCGCCGUGCUGCUGUGUCUGAAGCACAUCUACCUGUACCUCUCUUUAGCCUACUUUGUAUACUUACUGAGAGCCUACUGCCUUGACCCGAAGUCGGUCUUUCGCCCACGAUUUGGAAAUAUCUUCAAACUCGGAUUGGGUGUCAUCAGCGUGUUUGGCCUCGCCUUCGGCCCGUUUGCCUACUGGAACCAAUUGCUGCAAUUGAAGGAUAGGUUGUUUCCAUUCUCGCGGGGCCUAUGCCAUGCUUACUGGGCGCCAAACAUAUGGGCAAUGUACUCCUUUACGGACCGCGCGCUGAUUCCUCUUGCUCCCCGUCUGGGUCUGUCUGUCAAUCGUGGCGCUUUGACGAGUGUCACACGCGGACUCGUCGGCGACACUUCCUUCGCCAUCCUUCCUGAGAUAACAAAGGAACAGACAUUCGCGUUGACGUUCUUGUUCCAACUGCUCCCACUCAUCAAACUCUGGUUUCACCCGACCUGGGACACGUUUGUUGGUGCGAUUACUCUCUGCGGAUACGCAUCGUUCCUGUUCGGCUGGCAUGUACACGAGAAAGCCGUCCUCCUGAUCAUCAUCCCUUUUAGUCUGAUCGCACUGAAGGACCGACGCUACUUCAGCGCCUUCCGGCCUCUCGCUGUUGCAGGCCAUGUCUCGCUCUUCCCACUUCUGUUUACCGCAGCCGAGUUUCCGCUGAAGACCGUCUACACUGUCUGGUGGCUCGUUCUGUUCCUGUUCGUGUUCGACCAAGUGGCGCCGGUUUCCGAGCGGCAGCGGAUCUUCGUUUUCGACCGCCUGUCCCUGUUGUAUCUGACUGUGGCUAUUCCAUUGAUCGUCUACUGCUCAUUGGUACAUCAGCUGAUUUUCGGAUGGGAUCGGUAUGAAUUCCUCCCGCUGAUGUUCAUGAGCAGCUAUUCUGCUUUGGGAGUCGUUGGCAGUUGGGUAGGAUUUAUGGUGGUCUACUUCACCGCGUAG
This is a messenger RNA of Aspergillus clavatus NRRL 1, 1509 nucleotides long. Its product is annotated as dolichyl-P-Glc:Glc1Man(9)GlcNAc(2)-PP-dolichol alpha-1,3-glucosyltransferase ALG8. The transcript is spliced from 6 exons. Lineage: Eukaryota; Fungi; Ascomycota; Eurotiomycetes; Eurotiales; Aspergillaceae. Gene Ontology annotation, cellular component: endoplasmic reticulum membrane. The record is from RefSeq and is a predicted model, not a curated record. Gene Ontology annotation, biological process: protein N-linked glycosylation. The coding region runs from base 1 to 1509 and encodes 502 amino acids. Gene Ontology annotation, molecular function: dolichyl pyrophosphate Glc1Man9GlcNAc2 alpha-1,3-glucosyltransferase activity.